AUUUUUUGUUAAACAACAACGAUUUUUUGCACUAAAUUUAAGCAUAAAAAAACUCAACUAUAGACUUCAUUUUUAAUUAAUAUUAAUAACAAGUGAUAAAGACAAUAAUUUUGCUAAUCAAUUAAUAAUUUAAGAACAAAGCAAAUGGCUUCACCAAGUUCCCAAAUGACCGACAAUGGCAAUACAACACAAACACCUACGCAGACAAACAACACCUUGAUGAGCUAUGGCGGUGUCACCAGUUCUUCGACCACAAUAUUUACCACCACUAUGCCAGAAAUUGAUAUGCAAGAGGAAGUAAAACCUUUAAAAAAGACUUUUAAUUUGGAGGAAAUUGAAAAAUUGCCCUAUGAGAUUCAUCGAUAUUCUUCAUUUUCAACUAAUUAUGUGCCAGAAAAUAUACUAGUAGACUGUCCUACUGAUCAGUCAUCUCGCUGGUCAGCAUUUAAUAAUAAUCCACCUCAAUACUUAACAUUGAAACUACGAAGACCUGCCAUUGUUCGUAAAAUAAAAUUUGGUAAAUUUGAGAAAUCGCAUGUUUGCAAUAUUAAGAAGUUUCGCAUCUAUGGCGGUUUGGAUGAAGAGCGUGUGGUUUUAUUACUAGAAGGGGGUUUACGUAACGAUCAUAUACCAGAAACAUUUAGUUUGCGUAGUGAUAUUACUAACAAUUUACCCAUAAUGUAUUUGAAAAUUGUUCCACUAUUAUCUUGGGGUCCCACAUUUAACUAUAGCAUUUGGUACAUUGAACUAUUGGGACAAGAUGAUCCCAUGUACACUAGUGUUUGUUUAAGGGAUUAUAAUAAGUUGCGAGAAGUUGAAAUUAUACGUUUAUGUUUAAAACAUUUUCGUCAGCAAGGUUAUGAAACAGCUUUCAAAGCUUUACAAGAACAAACCAAUGUGCGACUAGAACAUCCACUGAUUACAGAGCUGCACGAAUGCUUGGUAAUUAAUGGAGAUUUUGAUAAGGCUGAACAAUUUAUCACUGAUUGCGUUGAUGAGGGUUUAAUGGAUGAUUAUUUAAAUCGUCAGGAUUAUAAACAUGCUUGGCGUUUACAGCAUGCCCAAGGAAAUAGUCAGCCAGGAAAUCGAGGUGGCCAUCAAUUGGUUAUGGAUUCCCAAAAACGUCUUAUUUACUUGUAUGGCGGUUGGAAUGGCUUCCAAGAUCUAAGUGAUUUAUGGGUUUUCGAUAUACGCAACAACUGUUGGUCUCAGCUCUUCGAAAAUACUGAACAAUAUAACGGACCCACACCAAGAUCUUGCCAUAAAAUGGUUUUCGAUCCUGUCAGCAAAAAUAUUUUCAUGCUGGGUCGUUAUCUGGACAAUUCCAUACGUACAACCGAAUACAUCAAAAGUGAUUUCUUUUUGUACGAUACAAGAGCCCGCACUUGGUUGCAAAUUUGUGAUGACACUAGCCAAGUGGGUGGACCGCAACUGAUGUACGACCAUCAAAUGUGUAUUGAUGUCGAUAAGCGUACAAUUUAUGUGUUUGGUGGUAAAAUAUUAACGCCACGCAGUGUUAGCGCUUCAACAUCAAGUGAACCGGAGUAUUCGGGGCUAUUUUCUUAUCAUAUUGCUACCAAUACUUGGAGUCAGAUUUUAGUUGAUUGUCAUCAUCCAACUGCAUCACAGCCUGAAGUCUUGUCCAUAAAAUCGCGCAUCACUCAUUGUAUGGUAUUUCAUAAUAAAAAACGUAAGCUUUACAUUUAUGGUGGCCAACGUGGCAAGGAAGACAUACACGAUUUCAUUACCUACGAUGUGGAUAAUCAGACAUUGGAAUUUUUAAAUAGAAAUCCUAAUGGUGGUCAAACUGCGGGAACUGUUACUACUACAUCAGUGGGUGGUUCCAAUGGAAACCUCACAGCAAAUACAGAUAGAAAACAUGAACCAUCACCAGUAGCUCUAAGGGCCACAAUUGAUUGUGAACGUAAUGAAAUCUAUAUAUUUUCAAGUUUAAGCAAAAUAAAAGACCGCAGAGAUGUUCCCAAUACACCAGAUGCCUCAAAUUCAUUUUGGGUUUAUUCAUUGGAUUCUCAUAGCUGGUCUCGAAUUUAUUCGUGCCGUUACAAUUAUACCAACUCGACGGCAACUGAUGAUGAAAACAAUAAAGACAAUAUGUUAGAGCCUUGUCCCCGCUAUGCCCAUCAAUUGGUUUAUGAUGAUAUUGCUAAGCUUCACUAUCUAUUUGGGGGUAAUCCGGGUAGAUCAACAACGCCACAAUUACGUUUGGAUGAUUUUUGGAUUUUAGAAUUGGAAAAACCUAAACGUGAUGAAAUUUUAAGACAUUGUCGUUUUUUGUUGCGUAAAUUACACUAUGAGGAAAUGGCCAAAUCGGAUCCCUAUAAAGCCAUGCAAUAUUUACGUCAGCACAUAGCCGAGGUCAUUGAUCAUAACAAUAAAGAACAAUUACAAAAUUUUCAUAGAUUAGCAUCGCUGCUGUUUAAAAUUGAUGAUGAUGUGGAAAUUGAACAGGCUGCUAUGGAAAGAAUACCUAUAGGUGCUGGGAAAACUUUAGCCGAAUCUAGUUCUGAUAUUACUUCAUCUUCGGCCAAUGAAGAAGAUGUUUAUAAAAAAUGUGCAGAUGCUGGCAGUGAUCACACUCAACCGAUUGAAGAUUUGUCUUUGGAAUCCUGUGAAAGUUGCACAACAUCUUCGGGAGUUUCCGAAGCUGACUCUUCCUAUACAGCUUAUCGCAAAUCGGGUGGCAAACGUUCACGUAAUGAUUAUAUUUAUGAUUUACGUUCACGUCGCUCUUUUCUAUUUAAUAAACUUGUUCAAUUGAUGCCUACGAAUAUGGUACAACCGGAACGUAAUCUUAGUGAUUUUGCUACAAUGUAAAUUCAUAAUUUUAUUAUCUUUUUAACAGCUAGCUAGCUGCUUUAUCCUCUUUAUAAUACUUGAAAAGACUUUAAUAUGUAAUUUUUAAAUACUGAUAAUUGUGUACACCUUAUUUUUGUUUGUGUUGGCGGCAUUGUUUAGACAUUUUCAUAUAUAAAUUUUUUUAUUUCCUAUAUUAAGGCCCCAUUUUUACGAUGUCUGGCUAUAUGUAAACUUGAAGUUAUACUGUCUGUUAAAUUUAUUUGUAUUAUGAAAAUUGUCAGUUUAACUUUCGGUUAACAAAUAAUUAGACAUUGUGAAAAUGGGGGUAAAAGUUAUUAGUCAUGAUUUUUUAAUUCAUAAUUUUUACAGCUUUUUAUUUUUCAGUUUUACUUUAUUAAAUAAAAAAAAUGUAUUUUAAGUUUUAGUAUCAGUAUGAAUUUGUGUGAUAUUUAACGAAAUGGAAAUGAAAUUGGCAAACAUCAUUUGUAUCAUUGUUAUGACUUUGUCUAUUUCUAUGUUUACUUUUUUUGUAUUUGAAAAUUAGUUAAAAUUUAAUUAAAAAUUCAAAAAUGUCCAACAUUGUUAAUUAACUUUAAGUAGAAUAUUUAUGUAAUAAAAAAACAUGUUUUUCAUAUUUUAGUAUAAA
Messenger RNA from Calliphora vicina (urban bluebottle blowfly), 3463 nucleotides. It is a transcript of the gene muskelin, whose product is annotated as muskelin. Gene Ontology annotation, molecular function: protein binding. Bases 145 to 2835 code for a protein of 896 amino acids. The record is from RefSeq and is a predicted model, not a curated record. NCBI's taxonomy places the organism in Eukaryota, Metazoa, Arthropoda, Insecta, Diptera, Calliphoridae. Gene Ontology annotation, cellular component: cytoplasm. The transcript has 10 exons.